Messenger RNA from Ostrea edulis (European flat oyster), 6246 nucleotides. Its product is annotated as matrix metalloproteinase-17-like. The record is from RefSeq and is a predicted model, not a curated record. Gene Ontology annotation, biological process: proteolysis; extracellular matrix organization; collagen catabolic process. Gene Ontology annotation, molecular function: zinc ion binding; metalloendopeptidase activity. Gene Ontology annotation, cellular component: extracellular matrix. The coding region runs from base 1403 to 3196 and encodes 597 amino acids. The transcript is spliced from 10 exons. Lineage: Eukaryota; Metazoa; Mollusca; Bivalvia; Ostreida; Ostreidae.
UUUUUAUUUUCAUUACAUUUUAUUUUCAUCUUAUUUCAUUUCAUAUCAUUUAUUUAUUUGUUAUUAUACAAGGAGCUUAGGGGCGUUAACCGAGGCUCCUACUUACGUACAUUACAGUACUUCAAUGUGACACAGAUUUUUAUCUUCAUUAUCAAAUAUCGAUCUGUGGGGGAGAUUUAAUGUAUAUCUUAUUAUGCAUCACACAGCCAAAAAAGCAACACAUUUAAAUAUUGAUUUGUUUUAAUUGAGCGACACUGAAUUAACAUAAUGUAGACAGAUGUCUACUGUAAAAACACGUUUAUCGCGAAAUCUCCCUACAUUAUAUAAAACAGUUAUAUAUUUUUUAUGAUGGUUCUGAAUUUCUUCUGUGCACUAUACUGAUCUUCGAUCGUACAAGAUGGAAGCUGCAAUAUCGAUGUAAAUGAUUGAUAAAUGUAAUUUACAUAACAAACAAGCAAGUCACAGUGCAGGCGACAUUGCCUUUGAUAUCUGUCUGGAUCAAUUAACGAGCUGGAUUUUAAUAACUCGGAUCAUGGUUCAGUAGAUACAUGAGCCUUUUUUGUUCAUGUGCCAUUGCAGAAUCAAUAAAUUUGAUAUUGUUCGAUCAAAUGUGCUUCGGAGGAGUAGCGAGUGAAAACAAAGGGGAAUGGUCGAAAAAAGAUAUACGAAUCUCCGUUCACUGCUAAUCAAAACCACGUGCUGACAAGAUCACCCGAAGUUUACCAUUCUUCUUCUCAGCAUCCUGUGACUCAUCGUGGUCUUCAAUGCUCUUUGAAAACAUUGACAGACGAGGCAUUUGUGUAGAAACGUAACCUCUGGUAGAAGGAUCGCUUCACUCUGAUGUAAAUCUUUCAAGAAACGCUGGAUAUUGAUUAACAAGGGUAUAUUUGCGUAUGAGCUCCUCCGGAUGAAGGAUGAAGCAUCACUACGUGUUCAAGUACAGAUGAAAUUAUUAGGCCUAUAUAAGAAGGUGUGAAUAUAUAAUAAUACGAAGACUUAUCUGAGAUACAUCGUGAGGACCUCUGUAAUUUAUUCAUGAGGCAGAGAUUAGGUAAUUGGAGGGUUCAAACAAGGUGCGCCUGCCUUUGCCACAGUUUGCGGUGAAUUUGUGCGUAAGGUUUUUGUGUGUGAAUCCGCACUUGACCUGAAAUAUAGGUUAAAUGUCGAUUCUUCUCCUAUAUUAAACGAAAUCAAAUUGUAAUUGGACCAGAUGCUCAGCGAAUGAUAAAUUAGAUUGACGGCUGGACUCAAAGGCAAGACGGCGCGCUGGUUAUUAUUGGAGUUGCUUCUUCUGACAGUUGAAGGCAACAAGACGCACUAAAACAAUAGAUGCCUACAAUACCAAAGCAUAGUUAAUUUACGGUUAAUUUAUGAAACAGUCAAUACGCUGGUAGUUACACACAUGGAGACUGAACGGGAGAUGUACAAACAGAUUCACGAUGCGAGUUACUGUGGCCAUUACACGGGCGAGGAGGGUGCGGCGGAUACCUCUGUCAGGAGAAAUAGCGGUCACCACAGGAAUGGGCGUAGUACCACACGACUAACAAUGAAAACUUUAGCUAAUGUGAUAUAUAUAGUAGUUUUAGUGACAGAUUCAGUGAUAGGAUUGCCAGUUUCUGAUAAUCUAGAAGCGGACGCAUUGAAAUUCCUCGGGAGGUUUGGUUACAUAUCAUCGGCUCAAGCAGAGCAGGGGGCUCAAAGUCUCAUGUCCGUAGACCUUUCGGAAGCCAUAAAAAAAUUACAAAGAAUGGGUGGAAUUACGCAAACGGGUGUUCUUGACAUUCGAACACGGGAACUCAUGCAAAAGCCACGAUGUGGUGUGAAAGAUCCGGUGGGGGAAGAAGAGGGGGGUCGGAAAAAGCGAUACGUACUUGCCCCCUCUAAGUGGGACCACACGGACCUUACUUACAGAAUUGAAAACUACACCCCGGAUCUACCGUGGCAAGAAGUUCGUCGAGUAAUUGCUGACGCUUUCAAAGUUUGGAGUGACGUCACCGACCUAACGUUUACAGAAGUUAUGAAUACUAAAGCAGACAUCAUGAUCAAAUUUGCCAGCAAAUAUCAUAAAGAUGGCUAUCCGUUUGACGGAAAAGGUCUCAUUCUGGCGCACGCCUUCUUCCCGGGGAAGGACAAGGGAGGUGAUACUCAUUUUGACGAAGACGAAAAGUGGACAAUUAAUUCUAAUGGAGAAGGCGUAGACUUGUUCAUGGUUGCUGCUCACGAGUUUGGUCACGCGCUGGGACUGAGUCAUAGUAACGAGCCUAAAGCCCUGAUGUAUCCAUGGUAUCAGGGAUAUAUACCGGACUUCCAACUACCAUACGAUGAUACUUUGGGCAUUCAAGUCAUAUACGGUGGGAAGGGUCCCUAUGUAACUUUUCGCCCCCCUGCUCGCACCACUAGGCGCCCAAACACGGGAGGAUAUAGUACCUUGGCUCCUCCCCGCAAAGCUCCCAUAGAUCCAUGCAAAGGGAACUUCGACGCAAUCGCAGUCAUUCGUUCCGAGGUCUUCAUUUUUAUAGGAAAGUACUUUUGGAGAAGCCGUGAACCCAAGACCAUCUUGUCCAGUGAGCCGUCCACCAUUCACGAUUUCUGGUACGGAUUACCAGACAACGUGGAAAGCAUUGACGCUGCCUUCGAACACCCUACAAACCGCCGGAUCUACUUCUUUUCUGGAAACAGAUACUGGAUAUAUGAUGGUAACAGUCUCUCCAAUGGUCACCCCGGGUCUGGCAAGCCAAUCACAGACUUUGGAAUUCCACAAGACAUUGAGAAAAUUGAUGCUGUGUUUGUGUGGGGCUUUAACAAAAGGAUAUACCUAAUCAGUAAUGACAUGUAUUGGAAAUUCAAGGAAUCGGACGAAUACAUCGAGCCAGAUUACCCAAGAGACAUGAGCAUCUGGAAAAAUGUGCCAAUUCCUGUAGACACUGCCUUCAAGUUCCAAGAUAACACAUAUUUUCUCAAAGGCAAAGAGAUGUACAAGUUCUACGACAUGAAGAUGAGAGUGGCCCUUAACUGGCCGAAAUCAAUCGAGGACUUUUUAGGCUGCGGAGAUAGAUUCAGUGUACGCAAAUAUGACAGCAAGAAUUCCCCCGAGAAGAUUGUUAAAAAAAACAGUGCUUCCAGACGAGGGGGUUCUGCAUUUGGUUCAAUACUUGUCUUAGUAUGUUUGAUUUGUAUAGGUUUAAGCAGUAUAUGAUCAGUGCUGUUAUAGACACACCAGAAUUACCAUUAGUUAAUGUGGACUGACCAACUUAAAUAAGGACAUGGAACGCUAACAGCUUAAUCUGGCCCUGAUUGUGAUUGUAAUUACAAACUACAUAAUGUUUGUAGAGAUUUGCCACCAAGUAGAUGGGGGUGACAAAACCAACUACAUGUAUGACGUUACAAGGAAUUACUAAUUUAUUCUGUUGGCCAUAAAAACGUGCAUCUUUUAUAUUUUCUUCCAAAUGACCCAAAUUCUAAGCUGUUAGACUUGAGGAAGUAUGGGUUGCAUGCAUCAACUUCAAUCAAAUUAAGCCUAUAAUUUUUAUCUUAGAUAAAUUUCCUGAAAAUUUUAGUUUUGGAGGAAUAUGUUAAACAUCAAUGACUUUGUGAUGUCAUUUUUUGAAAACAGAACUCAGUUUGGAAAACAAUUAAUUUUAAAUUUUGUUUUAAAUACAUAGUAUUUCAACAUGGAAAUUACUGCUGUUGAGAGAAAUCAAAGAAUGCUUUAAAUCAGGGUCGGACAUCACUGCUGGGUGUUUAGUCCUUUGAAAUAUUCUCAUUUUCGUAAGAUAUAUAAUCAAAAGCGUUGGAUGAAUGUAAUGUGGAGUAGACUAUAAGACAUUGGACCAAAUUAGGAAAUCAAAAGGCCUAAAUAGAGUGAUAUAUGUUAAAUGAUGAGCUUUCUGUUUUGGAGGGUUUUUUUUAUAUUAAGCAUUUGCUACUGUUUCAAUGGUGUGUUAUGCAGGUUUGAGUGAUGUGAAGAUCCUCUAGCUAGGAACAUCGAUAAGAUCGGGAAGAUAGACAUAAGCCCUGCCAUAAUGCUACCAACAGCAAAACAUUUACGUGAAUCAGUUCCUAUUUAUAUUUUGGUGCAUUUUUUUUUUUUUACACAUUGAAUGAUGCUCAUGAUAUCCCAAAGUGUUCCAUAUGUCAUCUCAGUGUUAUUUGUACCUCAAAAAAAUAUUUCAUUUAUUGCAAAAAACAAAGUUACAUGUAACAUGCUGUGUCUGGCAUAUUGCCAAAUUCAAAUUUAGUUAACAUUUCUUCACUCAUAAUUUUUUACCAACCUAUUAUUUCUGAGAGGACAAUCCCAAAAAUGUUGGAUGUAUGUGAUAGACCUGCACGAUAAAUCUGCUGUCUGAUUAACUAAAUAGUUGAACAUUUAAUGACUACGCGCGGUCUCCGAGUAGAUACUACAUCUAAAUGUGAUCGAAAUAUCAUGGUUGUGAUUCUGUCUCUUAAUGCCUUAAUUAUAUGUUUUUUGCCAUAUCAUAUUGUUAAGUUUUACAUGUAAAAAUUCACCUCCCCCUAAUCUCUCUGUAAUGAGAAGAGAUUUGACCUCUUUUAAUUUAUUUGACAAUACAUUUAACAAUAAUCCUGUGAUAUGUACAUUUUUUUUGACAGUUUCUUUUCAUGUUUUGCUAUGCUUCACCCACUGUAGUCAAGCACAAAUCAUGUAGAGCGUUUUGAUUGGUCCAUAACUGUGCACAUUCUUACCAUGCAAACAGAUUUUAGUUAUGAGAUUUUUUUUAUAUAGGUUUUUGAUAUUUCAAAUGCGAUAUACCUUUGAGAUUUGUAGAAUUAUGUUUUCAUAAAUCCAUUUCUGAUAGAAGUGGAUUCAUUUGAGCUUCAAGAUGCUAAAAUACUCAUUCAAUGCUUUCUAGAGUAAUGUCAAUGUUUCAUGUAAAGCCCAAAGUAAAAUAAACAUUUCAAAGUCACAAUACUACACUAACACAAAAAGUCUGUAGAAAUAUACAGAUAAGAAAUCCCUACAAAAUUUAAGAAAAAUUAAAUUUUUGCAUGAUAAAAUCAUACAUUGCACUGGAAUUAAAACUAAAGAAUUCACUGCCCAUAGAAUAAUUUGUACCUGAUCUGCCCAUUAUUCAAUUUAUGAAGAAAUUAAACAUUUCACAUUUUUAUCUUCAAUUAAGUCAAGUCCCCACCACAUCAUAUGGAUCCCAGAUCUACGAAAUCCAUUUUAAACAUUGGUAUGCUACAUGUAUACGCGAAAUCACUUGCCCUUUAUUUUAGAGCACCCCUAGGUGGCACUGUUUGCAAUACCCCAUUUAAUACUCAUAACCCUGUAUUUAUUUUUGUACUGUGUAUUUAUUCACUCAUUGAGUAGUGAAUGUAAAAUGUUAAUAUCAGUCCCUAAAAUACUCAUCACUCACAAAAUAGUGCUUCUGUAAUUACAUGCUUGUAGUGCGCAGCCUGUAUUUUAUGACUUUUUAUCAUACAGCUUUUAUAUAUGACUUCCUGACAUGAUAUACAUAGUUAUAAAUAUGUAGCGCAUUUUACAUGGUAGAAAAUAUAAUUUAGUGAGCACAUUUAUACCUACAGAAACCAGUGAUACAUGUAUAUUACAAUUAGUAAUAUAUAAUAUAACAUAGACUAAUUACUCUGUCUUGCCUUUUUUGAAAAAAAAAUCAUUUUUAGCCGUUUUAUUCAUCAUCAAUAAAUUUUGUCGUUUGAUAAGGAUUCUUCCUGUCACCUGUAUUUUUUUAUUCUCUGUAUUCGCCUAGUCAUACAUUUCUUUUGUUUCCUGUCAACAAGUGAUGCAACAGUUAUUAGUUUUAUAAAAAUGACGUGGUGCUGAUAAUUAUUUGAUGUGCAAUGAUUAACUUCCGAUGUUCUAUUAAAAUGAUUGUGUCAUUCAAAGUUUUUAAUUUUCACUUGACUAUUUUUUCUUUGUGUCUGAUGUGUGUGAGUAAGAGGUUAGUGAAGAUGAUGUGUUAGAAAAUGUAUAAAACACAACCUGAGCACUUCCUAGAUGAAAAUAAACAACCACUGAUUUCUGAUAGCCUAAGUCAGGUCAAGGUGAACUGAUGUUGAUAAAACACCCGAGUACAGGUAUAUGGAUAUGUUUUUAUACAGGUAAAACAAAUGUUUUCUACAUGUGCACAGGUCACACAGCACUGAAACAAAGACAACACAUGGCUAUUUUUUGCAAUAAAUUUGGUUAUUAUAUUUUGUUCUUCAGUGACUCUGUUUUAUGCACAAAAUGUAUUUUAUUUAUGAUGCUAAUAAAUGUUGAAGCUUUCA